UAAGUCUAGGGACCCGCAACAUUCGCACAUUAUCGUUCACUUAUCGUGGUGACAGACAAACCGUAAUAACAUUAACAAACAAUCCGUCAAAAUGGGAGGGGGUCAAAGUGUAUUUUCAGAGCAAGAAUUGAACGAUUAUCAGGAGCUGACAUAUUUCACCAAAAAAGAAAUUCUUCAUGUUUACAAAAGAUUUUCUCUGCUUAAUCCUGAUGCUGUGAGUAAGGACAAAAAUGCCAAAUUGGGGCGAGAUGAAAUUCUUGACCUACCAGAGUUAAAGGUGAAUCCAUUCAAGGACCGUAUCUGUCAGGUGUUUUCCUCCAGCAAAGAUGGCGACAUGACAUUUGAAGAUUUCCUUGAUAUGAUGUCUGUCUUCAGCGACAAUGCCCCGAAGAGUGUAAAAGUUGAAUACGCCUUCAGGAUAUAUGAUUUUGAUGAGGAUGACAUGAUAUCAAGCAAGGACCUGAAAGAGGUCGUGGACAGACUGACGGGUGAACAGACACUUGAAAACGAGGACAUGCAGCAGCUCAUUGACAAUAUAUUUGAGGAGGCUGAUCUGGAUGAUGAUGACUCGCUUUCCUUCGCCGAGUUUGAACAUGUCAUCUCCAAGGCCCCUGACUUUGUCAACUCAUUCAGAAUCCGGUUGUAAGGAAAACAGAGUUUGAAGAAAUCCAAACAUCCUGUGAAUAACUGUCCAACACCAAUAACUGUGAUAUAAAACAUAGAAUUUAUCCCAUACCCAUUUAUGUGCUGCGAUAACAUUUAAUUAAAAAAAAUAGUUAAGAUCAUUUUCUUAAGCAGAAUGUUGUCUUGUGUUCACACACCAUGCAUCCUAAUUUGUGUGUAAUAUGUAUCAUUAUAGAUGCAAUGAAAUCAAACUAACAUGCAGUGUGGCCAAAAAUAAAUGUUUUUUGUUAUCUUUUGAACACCAAUAUUACUGUUAUUUUCAUUUAUUUAACAUUUAUUUAACAUUUGGCAUUUACUUAUAUUUAUGUUACAAGGUUUCGUAGAUGUGAUAAUCAACCUGGUUAAUGGCUUUUAUUUUCAUCAAACUUUCUAUUCAUUUAUUUCUCAAUCAUUAUUUGUGUACACUAUUAUAAACGUUCAAUUAGAAACAUACUGUUUAUUCAGAUGUUCUAAAAACAUUUUCAAUUGUUCAUAGUAAUUUUAAAGCAUUUUCAACCUCAUUUUUUAACCUCAACAAAUUGUCCGAAAGAUGUAAUACUUUUCAAAUUCAGUAAUAAAUGUGAACAGUUUUAAAUGAGAUGAUACCUCUCUGUCAGAUAAAACAGCACAAACUUUUUAAUUUGGUGACAUACAUAAGAAAUGAGAAUACCCUUUCAAGUACCGGUAUUGUUUUCUUUCUUUUUAAAACAGUGUGGUAUCUUUAGUGUUCAUGUCAUCAUUUCACUUGAAAGUUGCUGGUUGACUUUCUUUUCAGCACAGUUUGUACAGUUUCAGUGUGUUUAGCUGUAGCUAGUGUUCCUUCAUCUUCUUUUUAUUUCUUGCAUAACUUUUUUCUUUUUUUUUUGUCAGUUACAGCCUUAAAUUUUUUAUUUUAGCAGGUUCAUGUUCUGUAAACAAGAUCUUUCAAAUGUCAUGAAAUGAUAUAAAAAGCGAAAUUAAAUACACGAUAGAAAUGUCAUCAUAAUUAUGAACUAGUAAAUUUAAUAGCAAAGAAAAAAGAACUUGUACACAGUUUAAAAUUACCGUAUAUUGUAUAAGAUUGUAUUUUGCUGUAUAUUUAAAGCUGACUACAUUUUAAUAUUCAGUUAUUUGUAAUGUAUCUUGCACAUUAUUUUAUUUGUUAUCAUGUAAAAUAUCUAAUUCAAUGUUAUACUUUUCUAAUAAACCAUAGAUCUGAAAAAAA
This is a messenger RNA of Mya arenaria, 1867 nucleotides long. RefSeq names its product calcium and integrin-binding protein 1-like. Gene Ontology annotation, molecular function: calcium ion binding. The record is from RefSeq and is a predicted model, not a curated record. NCBI's taxonomy places the organism in Eukaryota, Metazoa, Mollusca, Bivalvia, Myida, Myidae. The transcript has 7 exons. Bases 92 to 646 code for a protein of 184 amino acids.